ACGAUUCUAGCCUUAAAUGUAUCUCUGGGAGAAGAAAUAAUGAAGUUGUGGAGCGUUUUGUUAAUUUUGAUAGGCAAUGUGGCAUCCAUAUACAUCCUAAAUAAUCGCCUCAUCCUGGACAAAUCAAAACCCCUUUCAAUUCAAUGUUUUACCAACAAGAGCUCGGCAAAUAUUGAGUUUCGUUUAGAACUAAUCCAAACAUGUAAUGUACUGUCAGUAUCCGUUGUUAACGAUGGCAGAUUCCUGGUGUUUGUCGACAGUUUACAUAUUCCAAACUACUUUCAACUGGAAUCGGUAAACACCUUCGACCAGUCCCUUUGUGGAACGUACACAUGUAUUGAUUUGGACACAGGCCUUCAAGACUCUGUCAGCGUUUCUUUUAAAGAUUUUGACAACGACACAUUCAUCAUUUACGAAGGAGACGCAGCUGUGUAUAUAACAACAUCUUGCAGUUUCGGUGCAACUUUGUCAGAGAUGAAAAAUUCAUGGUUCAUUGAAGAUUCAAACUCUCCGGGGGAGACUUAUGUGUUCAGGAGGAACAGUGAAGAGAGUUUGAAGUUGGCAGUCCGUAUCACCCAUGCCUUUUCACCAGUUAAGAAGCUCAGAAGUUGGCAGUUUGUAUCGUCCACGCCUUGUCGACGGUUAAGAAGCUUGGAAGUUGGCUGCUCGUAUCAUCCACGCCUUGUUGACAGGGAAGAAGCUCGGAAGUUGGCAGUUCGUAUCAUCCACGCCUUGUCGACAGUAAAGAAGCUUGGAAGUUGGCAGUUCGUAUCACCCACGCCUUGCCACCAGCUCUGA
Molecule: messenger RNA, 798 nt
Organism: Mya arenaria
Lineage: Eukaryota; Metazoa; Mollusca; Bivalvia; Myida; Myidae
Exons: 5
Coding region: 40-798 (252 amino acids)
Source: RefSeq, a predicted model, not a curated record